Molecule: messenger RNA, 2596 nt
Organism: Haemorhous mexicanus (house finch)
Lineage: Eukaryota; Metazoa; Chordata; Aves; Passeriformes; Fringillidae
Gene: PLAA
Product: phospholipase A2 activating protein
Exons: 14
Coding region: 54-2444 (796 amino acids)
Biological process (GO): ubiquitin recycling; proteasome-mediated ubiquitin-dependent protein catabolic process
Cellular component (GO): cytoplasm; nucleus
Molecular function (GO): ubiquitin binding
Source: RefSeq, a predicted model, not a curated record
CACGACUUCCGGCGGCGGCGCGGCCCGUGCUGUGUCAGGUCGGCGGUGCCGCCAUGGCGGGUGAGGGCAGCACGUUCCGGCUGCGCUGCUCCCUGCUGGGGCACGGGCAGGACGUGCGGGGCCUCACCCGUGGCCUCUUUCCGGAAGGGAGCUUCGUGUCCGUCUCGCGGGACAGAACCGCGCGGCUCUGGGCCCCUGACGGUCUUAACAGGGGUUUUACUGAGAUGCACUGUAUGAGUGGCCACUCAAAUUUUGUAUCUUGCGUGUGCAUCAUACCUCCAAGUGACCUCUAUCCUCGUGGGCUCAUUGCAACUGGUGGCAAUGAUCAUAAUAUUUGCAUUUUCACAGUUGACAGCCCAGCUCCUCUUUACAUCCUUAAGGGUCAUAAAAACACAGUUUGCAGCCUCUCAUCUGGGAAAUUUGGCACAUUAUUAAGUGGAUCAUGGGAUACAACAGCAAAAGUCUGGUUGAAUGACAGAUGUAUGAUGACAUUACAGGGUCACACAGCUGCAAUAUGGGCUGUGAAGAUACUUCCUGAACAGGGAUUAAUGUUGACUGGUUCAGCUGACAAAACUAUAAAACUAUGGAAGGCAGGCAGAUGUGAAAGAACAUUCACUGGGCAUGAAGAUUGUGUGAGAGGUUUAGCUAUUCUCAGUGAAAUGGAGUUCCUUUCCUGUGCUAAUGAUGCUAGUGUUCGAAGAUGGCAGAUCUCUGGCGAAUGUCUGCAGGUGUAUUAUGGACAUACAAAUUACAUAUACAGCAUUUCUGUCUUCCCUCGAUGUAAAGAUUUUGUAACAACUGGAGAGGAUAGAUCUCUUAGAAUCUGGAAACAAGGGGAAUGUGCUCAAACAAUCAGACUCCCAGCUCAGUCUGUAUGGUGCUGCUGUGUCUUAGACAAUGGUGACAUCGUAGUUGGUGCAAGUGAUGGAAUUAUAAGGGUGUUUACAGAGUCCUUGGAACGUACAGCAAGUGCAGAGGAGAUUCAAGCUUUUGAAAAUGAGCUUGCUCAAGCAUCCAUUGACCCUAAAACUGGUGAUUUAGGAGAUAUCAAUGCUGAUGACCUUCCUGGAAGAGAACACCUUAAGGAUCCUGGAACAAGAGAUGGACAGACACGGCUUAUUAAAGAUAAUGGGAAAGUAGAAGCAUAUCAAUGGAGUGUUAGUGAAGGAAGAUGGAUAAAGAUUGGUGAUGUUGUUGGUUCUUCUGGAGCAACACAACAAACAUCUGGAAAAGUUUUAUUUGAAGGAAAGGAAUAUGACUAUGUUUUCACCAUUGAUGUAAAUGAAAAUGGGCCUUCCUACAAACUGCCAUAUAACAUCACUGAUGAUCCUUGGCUGACUGCAUACAACUUCUUGCAAAAGAAUGAUCUAAAUCCUAUGUUUCUGGAUCAGGUGGCCAAGUUUAUUAUGGACAACACUAAGGGACAAACACUGUUGAGUACAAGUAAUCAAUUUUCAGAUCCAUUUACAGGUGCUGGACGUUAUGUUCCAGGCUCUUCAUCUGGAUCGAGUACAAUACCUGGAGCAGACCCAUUUACAGGUGCUGGUCGCUAUGUUCCUGGUUCAGCAUCAAACACAGUACCUCCAGUGGGCGGGGUUGAUCCAUUUACGGGAAUGGAUGCCUACCAGUCAGCUGCAGCUAAAGUUGAAAAUAUUUAUUUUCCGAAGAAGGAUGCUGUCACCUUUGACCAGGCCAAUCCUACACAGAUACUGGGCAAAUUAAAGGAACUUAAUGGCAGUGCAGCUGAAGAACAUAAGCUUACUGAAGAUGACUUGAUAAUCCUAGAAAAGUUACUGUCUGCAACAUGCAAUACCUCUACAGAAACACCUACGGCACAGCAACUUCAGACUUUAUGGAGAGCAAUUAACUGGCCAGAAGAUAUUGUCUUUCCAGCUCUAGACAUUCUUAGAUUGUCUGUCAGGCAUCCCACUGUGAAUGAAAACUUCUGCAGUGAAAAGGAGCAUGUACAGUUUAUCAUCCUUCUUCUUAAAUUUCUGAAUCCUAAAGGCAAACAAGCAAACCAGCUGUUGGCACUUAGAGCUCUUUGCAAUUGUUUUGUCAGCCAUGCAGGCCAGAAGCUUAUGAUGGAACAGAGGGAUGAAAUAAUGACACAAGCAAUAGAAACGAAAUCAGGCAAUAAUAAGAACAUCCACAUUGCACUGGCCACACUGACAUUGAACUACGCUGUAUGUUUACAUAAAGUCAACAACGUUGAGGGCAAAGCUCAAUGUUUAUCAGUAAUCAGCACAGUUAUGGAAGUUGUUCAAGAUCUUGAAGCCAUUUUUAGACUGCUUGUGGCUCUUGGGACGCUAAUCAGUGAUGAUACAAAUGCUGUGCAAUUAGCUAAGUCUCUGGGAGUUGAUUCUCAAAUAAAAAAGUAUGCCUCUGUAUCAGAACCAGCUAAAGUAAAAGAAUGCUGUAGGUUUGUUCUUAAUCUGUUAUAAUAAUUUUUUCUUAGCACUUGGAAGACAGUGUAUGCAGAAAAAAGAUGCUUUUGCUCAUAUUUUAUGACAGACUAUACUUGGGGAAAAUACUGUGGAUUAAUUACACUUUACUUGUUGCAAGACACAGAGCAAAUAAAACUUUUUUCACUGUU